AUGAGUGUUACCACCUCUCCUACUGUUCCGGCCUCAAUAAUCAUCGAAAAAGAACCAGAUAGCAUGACAGACGAUCAUAUUUCUACAUGUAAAUUAAUUAAAGAUCAAUUAUUUGAAGUGGGACCACGUUACACUGAUUUGAAAUAUAUUGGUGAAGGUGCAUAUGGUAUGGUUGUGUCAGGCUAUGAUAGUCAAACAUGUCAACGUGUAGCCAUUAAAAAAUUAUCUCCAUUUGAACAUCAAUGUUUUUGUCAACGAACAUUGCGUGAAAUAAAAAUUUUAGCAAGAUUAAAACACGAAAAUGUUAUUAAUAUUCAAGAUAUCAUACGUUCGAAUGUGUUCGAUCAAAUGAAAGAUAUUUAUUUAGUACAACAACUGAUGGAAUGUGACAUGUAUAAAUUAAUAAAACAUCAAAAACUAAGUUCAGAACAUGUUUGUUAUUUUCUUUAUCAAAUAUUACGUGGUCUAAAAUAUAUUCAUUCAGCCAAUGUACUGCAUCGAGAUCUUAAGCCAUCGAAUUUAUUAUUAAAUACGAAUUGUGAUUUGAAAAUAUGCGACUUUGGUCUAGCACGCAUUGCAGAUCCAUCAUGUGAUCAUAGUGGUGUAUUAACAGAAUAUGUAGCAACACGAUGGUAUCGCGCACCAGAAAUAAUGUUGAAUGCUCGUGGCUAUAAUAAACCAAUUGAUCUAUGGUCUGUUGGAUGUAUUCUGGGUGAAAUGUUGAAUGGAAAACCUCUAUUUCCUGGAAAACAUUAUAUUGAUCAAUUAAAUUUAAUUCUGAAUGUAAUUGGUUCUCCCGAUGAACAUGAUUUAGCUUCGAUUGUAAAUGAAAAAGCUCGAAAUUAUAUAGCUAGUUUAAAAGCUCGUCAUAAACAGCCAUUUUCUCGAAUAUAUCCUGAUGCUGAUAGUAACGCAUUAGAUUUACUUGAUCAUCUAUUAACAUUUAAUCCAAAUAAACGUAUCGAUGUAUCGGAAGCUUUAGCACAUCCAUAUUUAAAACAAUACUACGAUCCUAAUGAUGAACCUACAGCUAUUCAUCCGUUUACUGUUGAAAUGGAAAUGGACGACUUUCCGAUACCAAAAUUGAAACAACUGAUAUGGAAUGAAACACAAUUAAUAAAAGAACAUAUUUUAUUUCAAAAAAUGCCAAUUAAGCCUUAA
Messenger RNA from Rotaria socialis, 1161 nucleotides. NCBI's taxonomy places the organism in Eukaryota, Metazoa, Rotifera, Eurotatoria, Philodinida, Philodinidae. The record is from the annotation of a GenBank genome assembly.